AUGGCGGGCAAGGCAGGGGAGCCUCGCAUCCCCCCGGCCCUGCAGCACUCCCGGCUGAAGGCUGAGGAGAAAACCCUGGAUUUUGAGUUUGAGGUGCUCAGCGCCCAGUUUAACCGGCGGGGCCGCUACGCCCUGCGGCUCACCGUGGAGAACCUGCUGCUGCAGGGCUCCAGCGCCGGCGUCCAGCUCCGCGUUAACAGCGGGGAGGUCAUCCAGAGCAGCACUGGCACCACUGACACCAUCGAGCAGAGCUCCCUCAACCAGAUCUACUCCUUCCAGAGGAGGAAAUUCACCUUUACCCUGCCCAGAGGUUUCUGCAAGAACGACAAGAACCACGACGUGCGGCUCCGCAUCGAAGCCCUGCACUUCCCCGGGAGGGCAGAGAGGAUGAGCAGGCAGGUGGGCGAAGCCUUCUUCGCCAUCUAUCCCCGCACCAACCAGCCCCGGAUGAAGCUCUCUGCUGGGAGGGACGAGGACUGGUACCACUACAGCGCCGUGAUGGCUUUGCUGCGGGUGGGCAGCGAGCAGCCGGCCAUGCACUGUGGCCGGUUGGCCUUCACCACAUCCCUGCAUGAGCACCGGCCACCCACCAUGCUGGCUUCACCCCCAUCGCUCACCCCCAGCACCCAGGAGGAGGACCAGCAAGCAGCAGGCACAGCCCCAGCAUCCCCAACCCUGGACAUCCCCGGCCCCAGCUGCUCGCUCCGUACACCCGAGUCUGCUUACCACUCGCUGCCUGCCGAGGGCCAUGCUCGCUCCCCCAAGAAGCUGCAGGCUGACCCUGCACUCAGCUCCUCCCCGGAGCUCCCAGGUGACUCAGCAGAUGAGCAUCCUUCUUCCUCCUCCUCUUCCUCGGUGCCUGCCCCUGCUGCGCUGAGCCGCGGGAGCUUCCACCUCUCCUCACCAGGCUGCAGCCCGGAUCUGGCCCCCUCGCCGGUGCAGGUAUCCAAGUCCCCCGCCGGGACGGAGGAGCCCGGGUAUGCACCGGCAGCUGGCGGGGGACAUGUGGCCCGCAUGGGGAAGGAAGCCAUUGCCGUCACCCUCCACAGUGCCAGCAACCUGCCGGCCACGCGGGAUGGCCGGGUGCCGUGGCCAUACGUCGUCGUUAAGCCCAGCAGAGGGGAUGAGCAGAAGUCGGAGGCGACCCGUGCGUCCUCGGUGCCCACCCAUGCACCCACCUGGGAGGAGGAGGUGACGGUGGAAAUGGAUGCUGAAGAUGCGGACUGGGCAGCCCUGACUCUCACCGUGGCAGACAAAGCCACCAAGGAGGCGUUGGGGACCUUCCAGCUGCUGGUGCGGCACCUCCAGCCCUUCCAGCCCCACCACUGCAAGCUGGUGCUGCCGAGGCCGCGGGACCCCGCGGGGACCGUCCUGCACGUCACCGUCAUCCGCAAAGGGAGCUUCAUCCCUCGCUGCGAUGGACUGAGCUACGUGGCCUUGGAGGUACUGCUGCGGGGGCUGUCAGCCCCCCUGGCCACCCCCCCCGGGGCCCUCGUCGCCGUGGUCAGAGUUGUGACCAACGUUCAGGAGUACAAGCACCGCAUGGAGAAGCAUCCCAUCUCCUGUCCCGGCAUCAGCCCCACCAUCGUCCCAUUCCCAGACCCUCCGGCAGCAGCCUUCAGCAUCGCCCGAGCUGCCAACCACGGCUGCCCGCAGAUGUCCCGACCUGCCGGGCCCUCUGAGCAGCCGACCUGGGACACCUCCUUCCUCUUCCAAGGCCGAGACGUGGCCACCAUCUUCUCCGAAGACACCGCCCUGGCAAUCGAAUAUUAUCCGUACCAAGCCAUAUGGCAUGCUCCAGGCACCCUCGUUCCCGUGGGAUACUCGGUUCUGCCCCUCACCAGCCGUGUUUUCCGGGAGCUGGCGGCACGGAGCGGCGGGAUGCGCGUGGAUGGCCUCGCCAUGCAGGGCACGGACCUCAAAACCACGUCUGGGGCCAUCCCGACCGUGGGGCUCUGCCUGCAGCUCCUUCGAUCCGAGAGACCGGCAGCAUUCCUGACCCCGUCGGGCAGCGACGCCCUCCCCAGCCUGGAUCCCGCCGUCACCGGCACGCUCGAGAGGGGCGAAGAGCUGCGGGCAGCCCCUGUGCGCCCAUUUUAUUGCCAGCUCCACCGAGACGAUGCAUCCCUCCCGGCGGCUGACGCCGUGGCCAGCAUCCUGCCCGGAAAGCAGCCGUUCCUGUGUGGGACAGGAGCACUGUCAGAGGAGCAGAGGUCCCAGGACAUCGUCGGGGACCACCAGGAGCCGGUGAGUGCCGGGGAGACGGGAGGAGCGGGGGGCAGUGGGGGCACCGGAGGGGACAGUAGUGUCCCCGAGGUGGGUCCUGGCUCCCGUGGGGACCGAAGCCAGGCUGCUGGCGGCUCUACGCUGCCGGAGGUGAGCAGCUACCGCCUGGCACUGAAGCGGAUGGCUGGGGACCUCCUGUCCCUGCGCCAGCACGUCACCAGCCUAGAGGUGGAGAACGGGCACCUGCGUCGCAGCCUGGCCUCGCAGGAGGAGCUGGGCCAUGCUCUGCUCGCCGACACGGACCUGGAUGUCAUGACCCGGGAGGAGCUGCUGGACAGGCUCACCACCCUGAAGCGCAAGCUGGUGGCCCGCACGGCGGAGAUGAAGAGGCUGAAGGACCGUGUCCAACGGCUGCAGAAUGAGCUGAUCCGGAAAAACGAUCGGGAGAAGGACCUGGUGUUGCUCCAGCAAGCCCACCAGCAGCAACAAACCACGCUGAGGAGGUGCCAGGAGAAGGUGGCCAAGACAAAGGGCUUGGAGGAGACGGUGCGGCAACAGGAGAAGGUGAUCGAGGCGAUGGAGCGGAUGCUGCAGAAGAAGCUCGCCGGGGUGGGCAGGAGCGCUGAGAAGCCAGCGGGCGAAGCCCUCUCCGGGGAGGCGUACGCCGCACUGCUGGCCGAGAACCACAGGCUGCGGGAGGAGCUGGCGAGACCCCCCCACCCCUCGCCCCCCAUCGCCCCGCGGCCCCCAGCCUUGCCGGGUGUUUUUGGGGGCACGGAGAAGCUGACUCUGCUGGCCAGGCUGGAGGAAGCCCAAGCCCGCGGGCGGGUGCUGGAGAGGCAGCUGGAGGAGGCGGCGAGGAGGUGGGGACGGGAGAAGCAGGAGCUCGGCACUCGUCUGCUGGAGCGGGAGCACGGCUUCCCCCAUGCCCCCGCCUCGAACCCAUCUGCGACCCCCACGGCCCCCCUGAGAAGACCCCAGACCCUGGCCCCCCUGCCCUAG
Molecule: messenger RNA, 3228 nt
Organism: Gavia stellata (red-throated loon)
Lineage: Eukaryota; Metazoa; Chordata; Aves; Gaviiformes; Gaviidae
Gene: CCDC33
Product: coiled-coil domain containing 33
Exons: 23
Coding region: 1-3228 (1075 amino acids)
Cellular component (GO): peroxisome
Source: RefSeq, a predicted model, not a curated record